This is a messenger RNA of Coturnix japonica (Japanese quail), 1796 nucleotides long. Its product is annotated as death-associated protein kinase 2-like. Gene Ontology annotation, biological process: positive regulation of apoptotic process; protein phosphorylation; intracellular signal transduction. NCBI's taxonomy places the organism in Eukaryota, Metazoa, Chordata, Aves, Galliformes, Phasianidae. Gene Ontology annotation, molecular function: ATP binding; protein serine/threonine kinase activity. The record is from RefSeq and is a predicted model, not a curated record. Gene Ontology annotation, cellular component: nucleus; cytoplasm.
AGCUACAGCCCUAGAGCUUCUCCUUAAGGAUGUGACCCUACAAGGCCUCUCCCAGCCCCUGUACAGCUGUCCGGGCGGGGACAGCGUGGGGGGAUUUCUCACGAGACCUUGGAAUCAGACGCUUCAGCUCUUGGCGUUUCCUGCUGUUUUUCCCUCUGCUGCUGCCCAACUGAUCCCAGGAAUCACAACAGCUUCUAGGAAACCCAGAGCUCAGCAGCAGCGGCACGGAGCAGAGAGUGGCACCGUCCCACUAAGGCUCAUCAUCCCCAUCUCCAAAGCUAAAAGAGAGGUGUUUUUUCCUGCUGGAGGGGGACCCUGCCUCUUGCAUUGAGUGCUGCCCACCAGCACAGCACACCCGGCCACACACCCUGCCUCUGUUUCCCUCAUUGCUUGGGAGCUGCGCCAUCAGUGUGCAAUGGCUGAGGAUGGCGGGGCUGCCUCUGACAGCCCCCAGGCUGUCACCCUGAGUGCACGCAGUGUGGAGGACUUGUAUGAGCUGCUGGAGACGCUGGGCAGCGGGCACUUUGGAGUAGUAAAGCGAUGCCGGGAGCGCAGCACCGGUGCUUUUUAUGCUGCCAAGUUUGUGAAGACACGGCGAUGCCGGGGCAGCCGACGAGGCCUGGAGAGGGUGCAGGUAGAGAAGGAGGUGGCCAUCCUGCGGGACCUACAGCAUCCCAACAUCAUGCAGCUGCACGAUCUCUUCACCUGCAGAGCUGAGAUGGUGCUGGUGUUGGAACUGAUGCGUGGUGGGGAACUCUUUGACUUCAUUGCGGAGAAGGAGAUGCUGUCAGAGGAAGAGGCCAUUGAGUUCCUGGAGCAGAUCUUGCUUGGAGUGCAGUACCUUCAUGGGCGCCGCAUCGCCCACUUUGACCUCAAGCCCGAGAACAUCAUGCUGCAGGAGAAGGAUGUUCCCAAGCCCCAAAUCAAGAUCAUUGACUUCGGCCUGGCCCAGAAGCUGGAGGAUGGUGUCACCUUCAAAAGCCUCUGUGGGACCCCCCAGUACAUUGCUCCCGAAGUGAUCAACUAUGAACCACUGAGCUCCGCCACCGACAUGUGGAGCAUCGGGGUCAUCACCUACAUCCUGCUCAGCGGCUUGUCCCCUUUCCAGGGUGAGACAGAUGCUGAGACCCUCUCCAACGUCCUGGAGGGCACCUAUGAGUUUGAGGAACGUUAUUUCAGUGACACCUCUGAGUUGGCCAAGGACUUCAUCCAGAAGCUGUUGGUGAAGGAGCCUCACUCUGUCUAUUGCAGGGAGCGAAUGACCGCAUCUGAGUGCCUUGUGCAUCCUUGGAUUAAGCCCCUGAGCAGGAAACAGGCAGCAAAACGGAGCCGUUCCUCCAUCAACAUGAAAAACUUCCGCAAGUUCAACGCCAGGAGGAAGUGGAAGCUCUCCUACAACAUGGUAUCUGCCUGCAACCGGCUGUGCCGCAUGCGGCUGCUCUGCAGCCCCAGGACGGAGGAUGAGGAGCUGCGCUGCUGUGAGAGUGACCAGGAGGAGGAAGGCAGCCGCCCUGUGAUGCUGCUCCGCCGACGUAGGAGCAGCUGCUCCUGAGACCCUCCACUGGGUUGGGGGCAGCAAAGUGGGGCCAUCCCACAAGAGGAACCUCCAGACCCCACUUUGCCCCCAGCAGAUGUGAGCACCCGGGUGCUGGAGCUGCUGCUCCCAGUGCUGCUGUGCUGAGGGUCACUGGGGCAGAGCCAGGGGCACUGCUGUGCUCUCCAGGUAUCCCCUCACCUGUGGGUUCUGCCCUUCCCUUGGUUCUAAUUCAAGAAAUAAAUGUGCCCCUAUCCUUGUA